Ascochyta rabiei is the source of this 1620-nucleotide messenger RNA. RefSeq lists its product as uncharacterized. Bases 1 to 1620 code for a protein of 539 amino acids. The transcript has a single exon. The record is from RefSeq and is a predicted model, not a curated record. NCBI's taxonomy places the organism in Eukaryota, Fungi, Ascomycota, Dothideomycetes, Pleosporales, Didymellaceae.
AUGUACGCUUUGUUCUCAGCGACCGCAGCACAGGCCUACUGUCCUCCACCAGGACCGUUGCUUCCUCCACCAACGAUUUUUUCGAACUCGUCAAAAUUCUCCAUCUCGGAUUCAGUGUUCGAAAAUCUACCAUGGGCUUCAGACACGUCUUACGCGAUCAAAGCGUCAAUCGGCCAUACCACGGUCUUCGAACAUGAAUACUCGGCACCUGGCCGUGAAGUCGGUCAAUCGCUUUUAGAGACGCAGCUUCGAGUUGGCAGCGUUACUAAGACUUUCACAAUGCUAGCAAUUCUGCUCAGUGCAGACCAGAUCAAGCUUUCAGACCCCAUUACCAAGUUCAUCCCCGAGCUAGAUGAAGUAGCCUACGGCGAUGUCACCAUUGCUGCAUUGGCAAGCCAUACAAGCGGUAUGGGUCGCUAUAUCUACACUGGAGACCUUGCUAUAGUACCUGGUUUCAAGCCCGCCACUCUCGGUCUUCCAAGCAUCAACGGUACCGGUGACAAAGUGUCAACAUGCGACCCCUUCCCCGGCGGCAGAGUCUGCACUCGCGAGGAAGUAGUUGCCGGUCUCAACAACCCUGCAUAUCACCCACGCUCACCCGACUCUGGACCUUUGUACUCGAACAUCGGCUAUAAUCUCCUUGGUAUGGCUCUCGAAGCUGCCCACAACAAGACCUCCGAACAAGUCAUCCAUGAUCUGAUUGUCAAACCCCUUGGUAUGAGCAAGACAUCUUUCUCCGUCCCUACGAACUCCAGCACAGCUCUCCUUCCUCGUACAUCUGCAGACGCCGGUUGGUUCGUCCCUGAUCUCGGAAACUACAAUCCCUCCGGCGGCCUAUGGUCGACGGCCAACGACCUCCUCACCUUUCUACAAUCCAUCCUAUCUCACAAGCUACUCAACAAGCCUGAAACACGCCGCUGGCUACAACCCCGGGCUCUCCUGCCCUCGCUUAACCAAGCUGUCGGCGAGUCGUGGGAGAUUUUAAGACCUGCGGAUCUGGAUGUGAAAACUCAAAGGCCGAUUGACAUCUUCACCAAAACAGGUGGCGUGACAGGGUACGCAGCAUACACUGCAAUCAUCCGAGAGUACGGUAUCGCGCUUACGAUCAACGUUGCGGGUGCGCAUGCAAACGAAGCGAUUUCAGCGCUGUUCCCGCUGCUCAUGAAGCCGCUGGUGGCGUAUGCGGACAACUUGGCGCGAAAGCAAGCAGCAGUGGAGUACGAGGGUACGUACGAAGCCACUGUUGGUAAUAUGACAAACAGCAUGACGCUGGUUGUUGAUGACGGACCUGGAAUUGCCGUUGUGAAUCUGACAAUGAAUGGUGUUCCGGUCCUGCAGUCGCUUGCUGCUGUGCAGAAGAUCCCCUUUGAGAGCUUCAGCGCAAGGUUGUACCCGACUGAUCCGGAUUCGUUAGGGACCGAAAAAGAAGCAUGGAGGAUACUGAUUGAUAACAAGGAUAGACAGAGGGGUUUCGCUGAGUUGCAGUGUGCGAGCUGGAACUGGGGAGAUCCGUUCCGGUACGUCACGGAGCCAUUAGACACUAUCGUCUUCACCAAAGGAGCGGAUGGGAUCGUGAGCGCAGAGCUGCUGGGUUGGAGGAAACAGCUAAGCAAGACUUAG